AUGUUCUCGUUAACUAGGAGAUCAGAGUUUGAGCUAGGGAGACAGGUGCAUUGUAGUUUGGAUAAUCUCAUUGUAGAGAGUUCUCUUGUUUAUUUCUACACGCAAUGGGGUGUGACAAGUUCGUUACGAGCUUUUGAUAUGAUGGAGGAGAAAGAUGUGAUAUCUUGGGCAGCUGUCCUGUUAUAUCAGCUUGUUCGAGAAAAGGGCAUGGGAAGAAAGCUAUAG
Molecule: messenger RNA, 225 nt
Organism: Eruca vesicaria subsp. sativa (arugula)
Lineage: Eukaryota; Viridiplantae; Streptophyta; Magnoliopsida; Brassicales; Brassicaceae
Source: the annotation of a GenBank genome assembly